AUGACUGAAUGUAAAAUGUCUAGGUGUCGAAAGCUUACAACGAUUUCUCUUAAGCUUCCUUGGCUGUCGGUUCCCGAAGCGCCCUUCCCUGCGAGGGCUCCCCGUCGUCGGCGGAAAGCUCGAACUCUGCAAGCUUCCACAGUACGAGUAGAGUUUUCUGCAAAAGCCGAUCCAUCUGAUGUUAAAGUCCAAGAAUCCAUAUCCGUUGAAGGUCCGUCGAAGACCGCACCAGAGUCAGAAAAGGACGGCCCUGCAACGCCCCAGCCUUCCUCAGAAUCUAAUCUCAUCCAACCCACAACUCCUUCAUCUACCACUGCCUCUCAAACCGGAACCAAACCCCAACAUACUCCAGCGCAAACUACCGGUGCGCGGCAGGCUAUUCCAAUUGUUCCUAUCGUGCCAAUAAUUCCUUCCAGCCCCAGCACAACAAAACAACCACCCACCAGCCCUUCGAAGACCACCCCAACGACCCCGAAACGUGAUGGGCAAGUUUCGCUGAGACCCACCCCAGAUGAGACGCAGACAACGGAUACUGCACCUUCGUCAACGGAGUCCGCUAUCCCAACGCAGGACGCGCCUAAACCCACACCUCCAAUUCGAGCUCCCCCAAAAUCGUGGGCUGAUUUAGUACGAACCAAGGCGCCUCCAUCUGCUAGUAGCGCUUCACCCACGUCGACUAGGAUCAGUGAACUAGGGGUAUCUAAGGGCGAAUCUCUUCUUGAUGUUAUUAACCAUCUAAGCUCCAAUGCUGAACAAUAUGGUGACAAAAUCGCAUUUAUUGAGCCGCGCGGGCUUGUAAAUACUGGCAAUAUGUGUUAUAUGAAUUCAGUGCUUCAAAUUCUGGUAUUUUGUGUUCCUUUCUAUGAGUUUCUUGACAAAAUCGGUCGGCGUGCGGUUCAUACAUUUAAGAGCGAUCUUCCACUAAUUGAUGCUAUGAUCAUGUUUAUGCGAGAAUUUCGGGUAAUUGAUGCUGCAACCUCAGUUGAACAACUGAGGCUCCGAUUGAAGCAAAACGAAUUAGAGCAAUAUGGCGAGUCAUUCAUUCCAGAAUAUGUUUAUCAAGUCAUUAGACAUCUUCCGCGAUUUCGAGACAUGAGGACGCACAAGAGUUUCUUGGUUUCCUUCUUGAAGAGCUCCAUGACGAGUGUACGCAGGCAGCUAAACAAGUUUCAUCUACUGGAUCCGACAUUUCUACUCCUGUUGAAACCGAUUCCGCAUCCGCAGCAUCCGAACUCUCUGUGGAAGGAUGGUUGGAAGUCGGCCACAAACAGAGACCCGCAAUCACUCGAUCCUCAGGACACAUCUCUGCAGAAUCGCCAAUCACCAAAAUAUUCGGCGGCAAAACUCAGAUCAGAGUUUAGAGUGCCAGGAAACAAAAACUCCGUUACCCUUGAACCUUACCAGUCCCUUCAACUUGACAUUGGCUCUCCCCAAGGUAGCGGUCUUCCCAAAUACCGUCUUACGGGAGUGAUUUACCACCACGGCAAAAAUGCGAGCGGCGGCCACUACACAGUUGAUGUUCGCAGGCAAGAUGGUCGCGAAUGGAUCCGCCUCGAUGAUACCUCUAUCCACCGCGUCAGGAGCGAGGAAGUCGCGAAUGCUGGAAGUGAGGAAGACCCCAAGGUUCUUGCUGCUGCCCUUGAGCAGCAUAGGCUGGCAGAUAAUCCAGCGCAAGGCAAUAUCUUCGAACAAUUCGAUAUGGAGCACCUGGCGCAGCAGGAAAAUGAACAGGGAUGGAGCCAUGUCAACGGGCAAACAAGCGGCAGUGGUAGUGGCCAUGCAAGCAAGAAGUCCAUGGCUGCUGUUGUCAAUGGAACCACUUCGCCGUCGGCAGAGUCUUCGUCUGGCAAGCGGACGCCAAGUAGUAGUCGAUUUGGGGCUGGAGUUCGUGAGAACAAGGUUGCCUAUCUCCUCUUCUACCAGAAGAUCUAG
Messenger RNA from Histoplasma mississippiense, 1932 nucleotides. RefSeq lists its product with no specific name. The coding region runs from base 1 to 1932 and encodes 643 amino acids. The record is from RefSeq and is a predicted model, not a curated record. Lineage: Eukaryota; Fungi; Ascomycota; Eurotiomycetes; Onygenales; Ajellomycetaceae. Gene Ontology annotation, cellular component: cytosol; nucleus. Gene Ontology annotation, biological process: protein deubiquitination. The transcript is spliced from 5 exons. Gene Ontology annotation, molecular function: cysteine-type endopeptidase activity; cysteine-type deubiquitinase activity.